UCUGCCUCGCUACGCUAGUAGACUCCGUCUCUCGAACAUGACAAACUCGCUUUCUUUCGUCCCGUAUAGCAUGUGAACGCCGUCCACAUGAGUCUCCUGCGCCUCCACAGGCUCUCAGUGAUCUGGAAGAACUGGAUGUUCAACCAGGAUGCUGACGUGUCUGACUCCGGCUCUUUACAGGUGGAGAACGCCAGCGAGAGCGACGACACGGCUCCACAGGGACACUCGCGCCGCCACUUCCAUAAGGUGAACGCUGGAGGAGAGCGGCAGCUGAUCGUAGACGUCCACGACGCCUCGGCCACGCUUCCUGGUGACCUCAGCAAGAUGCACCUGACAGACCACCCCCACCAGCAGAUGCACAUGCCGCCCAGCCAAUCAGGAUGCAGCAUCGCCAGUGACUCGGGGAGCAGCAGCCUAUCAGACAUCUACCAGGCCACAGAGAGCGAGAUGGGAGACGUCGAUCUGUCCGGCCUCCCCGAAGCUCCCGUGGACUCUGAGGAAGAGGAGGAAGAUGAAGAUAUCGAGCGCUCCUCUGAGGCUCUUCUGGGCAGAGAUCUGGUGCGAGAGUGUCUAGAGAAGGAUGCGGUGGAUCGCACAGAUGACGACAUCGAGCAGCUCUGGCUGGACCUGUGGUAUGUGAUCCUGAAUGGUGCUGUAGAGAUCAGCUAUGGAGACGGCCGAACAGAGAUCCUGUGCAUGGGCAACAGCUUCGGUAUCUCGCCGUCUCUAGACAGACAGUUCAUGAACGGGGUUGUGUGCACUAAAGGAGAUGACUGCCAGUUUGUGUGCAUCGCACAAGAGGACUACUGCCGCAUCCUCAACCAUGUGGAGAAGAACACACACAAGGUGGAGGAGGAGGGCGAGAUUGUCAUGGUGAAGGAGCACCGAGAGCUGGACCGCAGUGGCACCAGGAAGGGCCACAUUGUCAUUAAGGGCACUCCUGAGCGUCUGAUCAUGCACCUGGUGGAGGAGCCGUCAGUGGUGGACCCCACAUACAUUGAGGACUUCCUCCUGACGUACCGCACCUUCCUGUCCAACCCCAUGCAAGUGGGUAAGAAACUUCUGGAAUGGUUCAAAGUGGACAGUCUCAGAGACACGGUGACGAGAAUCGUGUUGUUGUGGGUAAACAAUCAUUUUAACGACUUUGAAGGCGAUCCGGUAAUGACUCUGUUCCUGGAGGACUUCGAGAAGUUACUGGACUCUUCGAAAAUGAAGGGUCAUCUGCGUCUGCUGAACAUCGCGUGUGCUGCUAAAGCCAAGUGUCGUCAGAUCACCCUGCAGAAGCCGUCCAGAGAGUCUCCGCUGUUCUUCACGGUUCAGGGCGGCAGUGAGCGGGGCUUCGGCAUCUUCGUGGAGACUGUGGAGGAGGCCAGUAAAGCGGCAGAAGCAGGGCUCAAGCGUGGCGAUCAGAUCAUGGAGAUCAAUGGGCAGAACUUUGAGAACAUCUCGUACUCCAAAGCCAUGGAUAUCCUGAAGAACAACACGCACCUCUCUCUUACUGUGAAGACCAACAUCUUCGUUUUCAAAGAGCUUCAGAGCCGCGUGAGGAAUGAGAAGAAGAACGGCGGUCCUCACAUCCCUAAGAUUCAGGAGAGAAAGAGCAACCGCUUCUCCAUCCCGGAUCUCCCAGGUGACUUGGAGUUUCCCUCGGACAGCAAGAGCCGCAAGAAGAUGAAGGCCAACACGGUGUCUGGAGGACGCAACAAGAUCCGUAAGAUGUUGGAGAAGACCAGAUUCAGCAUCCUGCCCCCAAAACCCUUCAGUGACGGUGGCAUGUCUCAGUCUCAGGACGACAGUAUCGUGGGCACUAAGCAGUGCCGGCACAGCGUGGCUAUAAUGCCCAUCCCGGGCAGCCUGUCAUCCAGCAGCCCUGACCUGCUGCAGCCCGCCACCAGCGCUCUGGACUUUACCAACCCUUCAGUGGCUGGUUUCUACUGUAAGUACACCCGACGUACAUGUUUUGAACUCACUGUUUUGCACGCGAUUAUGGGAUUGUGGUACUACCUGAAGAACAACAUGGAGACAGAGACGCUUUGCUCUGAUGAAGACGCUCAGGAGCUCUUAAGGGAGAGUCAGAUCGGUCUCCUGCAGCUCAGUACCGUGGAGGUGGCAGCGCAGCUCUCCAUGAGAGACUUCGGCUUGUUCCGUAACAUCGAGUCCACCCAGUAUGUGGACGACCUGUUUAAGCUGGACCCCGGCGGUGGCGGCAGCAGCCAUCUGAAGCAGUUCGAGGAGGUCAUCAACCAGGAGACCUUCUGGGUGGCCACUGAGAUCCUGCGCGAGCCCAACGCACUCAAACGCAUGAAGAACAUCAAGCACUUUAUCAAGAUCGCCCUGCAUUGCCGCGAGUGCAAGAACUUCAACUCCAUGUUUGCCAUCAUUAGUGGUCUAAAUCUGGCUCCAGUAGCUCGAUUGAGAAGCACGUGGGAGAAACUACCCAGUAAGUAUGAGAAACUGUUCCGCGACCUUCAGGACAUCUUUGACCCGUCACGCAACAUGGCCAAAUACCGCAACAUCCUGAGCAGCCAGAGCGUACAGCCUCCCAUCAUCCCGCUGUUUCCCGUGGUCAAGAAAGACCUCACCUUCCUGCACGAAGGUAACGAUUCGAGUGUUGAUGGCCUGGUGAAUUUCGAAAAGUUACGAAUGAUCGCCAAGGAGAUCCGACAUGUGGUGCGCAUGACGUCAGCCAACAUGGACCCAGCGCUCAUGUUCAGACAGAGGAAGAAGAGGUGGAAGAGUUUAGGGUCUCUGAGUCAGGGCAGCACCAACUCAAACCUGCUGGACGUUCAGGGCAGUCACAAGAAGCGCGUGCGGCGCAGCUCUCUGCUCAACGCCAAGAAGCUGUACGAGGACGCCCAGAUGGCCCGUAAGGUGAAGCAGUACCUGGCACACCUGGAGGUGGAGAUGGACGAGGAGAAGUUCCAGAUCAUGUCGCUGCAGUGUGAAGCGGCCUACAGCACAUUGUCUAAGAACCUGAGCGAGCGGCGCUCCACUAAAUCAGACAUGUCCCCGGUGUCCAUGCGCUCCAGUGUGUCUUCAGCCAAGCCUCAGAACCGUGUCUCUCAGGUGCUGCAGGUGCCUCCCGUCAGCCUUUACCCUCUGCGCAAGAAGAGCAUCGCCAAAGACCUGUCCGCUUCCUUCAGUCCCAACUCACCUCAGAUGCUGAAGAAAGCAGCUGGCGCGGCCGAUGACAUGAGCAUCAAGAGACCCGACGACACAGCCACCGUCUCGUCCCUGCACUCCAGUCCUACCGUCUCCCCACAGGGAUCUCCUCGCAAAGUGGGCGGAGCUCCCAGACAGAACUGCGGUCAGCUGAACCUGUCGGGUUCGUCCUCGUCUCUGGCCAGCGAGGUCGGCGUCAGGACGGCCGGAGGACGCACGUAUGGCAUAGGUGGGGCUUUCCUUCAGAGACAGAUCCUGAGGAUGACCUGUCAGAGCGGCAGACAGGAAGAGAGCAGACAGGGACAGGAAGAGACACGCAAGCGCUUCAGGUCCCCCUUCAGACUAUGGAGAGACAGGAGCAAGUCCAGGGACAGAGCUGGGACAGUGAGACAGGAUGAGCUGCAGGCAGACAGUCUUAAGACAGACAGACACAGGAGGAGGACAACUGUGUGA
Messenger RNA from Sinocyclocheilus grahami, 3615 nucleotides. Its product is annotated as rap guanine nucleotide exchange factor 6-like. Gene Ontology annotation, molecular function: protein binding; guanyl-nucleotide exchange factor activity. Gene Ontology annotation, biological process: small GTPase-mediated signal transduction. The record is from RefSeq and is a predicted model, not a curated record. The coding region runs from base 88 to 3615 and encodes 1175 amino acids. NCBI's taxonomy places the organism in Eukaryota, Metazoa, Chordata, Actinopteri, Cypriniformes, Cyprinidae. The transcript has 21 exons.